GGUCGGCGCCCCGGGCGAUGGGUGCGGGCGCCCCGGGGCCGGCCUGCGGCUAGCGCGGCGCCACCAUGAGUUUGCGGCGCGAGGACGGCGUGAGCAGCCUGUGCCAGAAGGCGCUGCACAUCGUCACCGAGCUCUGCUUCGCCGGCCAGGUGGAGUGGGAGCGCUGCGCCGGCAUCUUCCCGCCCGAGCGCGCCGGGCCCGGCGGCACAGACAUCUCCGUCAGCCUGCUGGCCGUGGUGGUCAGCUUCUGCGGGCUGUCCCUGCUGCUGGUCUCCCUGUUCGUCUUCUGGAAGCUGUGCUGGCCCUGCUGGAGGAGCAAGCCCCUGGCGGCCCCCGCGGGGCCCGUGCCCCCGAGCACACCCACCGAGGCGCCGGACCCGGAGGAGGAGAAGAAGGAGGCCCCCGAGGAGGCGGGGGCGGUGGAGCCGAGGGCGCCCGAGCCGGCCAUCAAGAUCAGCCACACGUCCCCCGACAUCCCGGCCGAGGUGCAGACGGCGCUCAAGGAGCACCUGAUCCGGCAUGCGCGCGUGCAGCGGCAGACCACGGAGCCCACGUCCUCGUCCCGCCACAACUCUUUCAGGCGGCACCUGCCCCGGCAGAUGCAGGUGUGCAGCGUGGACCUCAGCUCGGGCACAGAGCCGGCGCCGCUGCAGCGCGGGGAGACCACCACGAGCAUCGGCAGGAUCAAGCCCGAGCUGUACAAGCAGAAGUCGGUGGACUCGGAGGGCCCGGGGCUGGGCGCGGCCGAGACGUGCGGGAAGCUCCACUUCGCGCUGCGGUACGACUACGAGGGCCAGCUGCUGCUCGUGCGCGUGAUCCAGGCGCUGGACCUGCCGGCCAAGGACCUCGCGGGCACGUCCGACCCCUACGUGAAGAUGUACCUGCUGCCCGACAGGAAGAGGAAGUUCCAGACGCGCGUGCACAGGAAGACCCUGAACCCGCAGUUCGACGAGACCUUCCGGUUCCCCGUGGCCUACGGGCAGCUGAGCCAGCGGAAGCUGCACUUCAGCGUCUACGACUUCGACCGCUUCUCCCGGCACGACAUGAUCGGGGAGGUGGUGCUCGAGAACCUGUUCGAGGCCUCGGACCUGUCCCGGGAGGCCUCGGUGUGGAAGGACAUCCACGGGGCGACCACGGAGAGCGUGGACCUGGGGGAGAUCAUGUUCUCCCUGUGCUACCUGCCCACGGCGGGCCGCAUGACACUGACCGUCAUCAAGUGCCGGAACCUGAAGGCCAUGGACAUCACGGGCGCCUCAGACCCCUACGUGAAGGUGUCGCUGAUGUGUGAGGGCCGGCGGCUGAAGAAGAGGAAGACCACGACCAAGCGCAACACGCUGAACCCCGUGUACAACGAGGCCAUCGUCUUCGACAUCCCCCCGGAGAGCGUGGACCAGGUCAGCCUCGCCAUCGCCGUGAUGGACUACGACAGGGUUGGCCACAACGAGGUCAUCGGCGUGUGCAGGACAGGGCUGGAUGCCGAGGGCCUCGGGCGCGACCACUGGAACGAGAUGCUGGCAUACCACCGCAAGCCCAUCACGCACUGGCACCACCUGCAGGAGCUCCCAGGACGUGCCUCCAGCUUCGACAGCCAAGGCUCCUGCCCUUCGCCCAGGCCCCUGUCCACGCCCUGACGCCCGCCUCCAGCUAGGAACGCGAGGGUCCAUCUGGUCGUGGAAACGCCCCAGACUGAAGCCCCCGCCCUCGUCCACCGCCUGCUUCCGCCGCUCCCCAUGCUGUAC
Molecule: messenger RNA, 1739 nt
Organism: Sorex fumeus (smoky shrew)
Lineage: Eukaryota; Metazoa; Chordata; Mammalia; Eulipotyphla; Soricidae
Gene: SYT10
Product: synaptotagmin 10
Exons: 7
Coding region: 66-1631 (521 amino acids)
Biological process (GO): cellular response to calcium ion; regulation of dopamine secretion; regulation of calcium ion-dependent exocytosis
Cellular component (GO): membrane
Molecular function (GO): calcium ion binding; syntaxin binding; phosphatidylserine binding
Source: RefSeq, a predicted model, not a curated record